This is a messenger RNA of Eruca vesicaria subsp. sativa (arugula), 1140 nucleotides long. The record is from the annotation of a GenBank genome assembly. NCBI's taxonomy places the organism in Eukaryota, Viridiplantae, Streptophyta, Magnoliopsida, Brassicales, Brassicaceae.
AUGGCUUCUUUUUCAACGCUUCCACACGAUUUGAUAAAAGAAAUACUUUACAAGAGUCCGGCAGAAUCUCUGGUCCGAUUAAGGCUGACAUGCAAGCAGUUGCGCGGUCUUAUCAACAAAGACAGUUUCAUCUACGAGUACAUGGAUCGUUCCCCCGUAAAAUUCCUAAGAAUUGAUCAGACAGUACAAAUCAUGGAUCCAGUGACAAGAACACGCUCAGAGAUACCAAUCCCAGACGAGUUCCAACCUCUGGAUAAUAUUAUAGCUAUGUUUCAUUGCGAUGGACUCAUGCUGUGUAGGUGUAGUUUCCUGAUGCCAUCAGAACUCGAGAAACUCGCACUUUGGAAUCCCCUCACGAGGAAAGUAAGCUGGGUCGACGAGCCCUCUCAAAAACCGUUCUGGACUUUUGAUUACUACGGGAUCGGAUACGUCCUUAACGAGCCUCCUCUACGUGAUUACAAGAUCUUGAAGUUUUCAGUUGAACGCAGUGGUGAAGUAGAGGUCCAUAUAUACGAGUGCAUGUCAAAGUCGUGGAGAACUCUUUUUGAUGAUACCAAGGUUGAUUGGAAAGUAGUUCCCCGGUGCAAUGGUGUGGCUGUCAAAGGGAACCUGUAUUGGCUUGCUAAGAAGAAUAGUAGAAACUUCAUUUUAGGUUUUGAUUUCUCCGAUGAGACAUUCAAGGACAUAUGUUUUUGUCAUCUCCCUUAUUACAAUAACUACCUAAGCUGCUACGAAGGGGAUAAAUUGUCUUUACUAGAACAAAACAGAUUAGUACUAAGUCCGAUCGAGGUGUGGGUUUCUAGCAAGUUGGCUGAUGGUAAUGUCUCGUUUAUACAAUAUCUCAGGGUGGACAGCCCUGAUCUUCCUUUGUUACGGUUCUUUACAUAUUUCAGUACAUAUAAGCCUCAUCCGGUAUACUGCAUUGACAAAGACAAACUUAUCAUCGCAUGUUAUGAGGGAGAUCAGGCACAUGAAGGUCCUAUUCUUUCUACUUCCAUUACUCUUUGCGAAAUUGAUAAGGACAGUGGGGUAAUUAGUAAAGAAAUUGUGACUGUGCCACCCUACUGGAAUUUCUCUGCUGAGCUCUUCCGUCCUUAUGGCUACAUCUACGUUCCAAGUCUGGUCUGUUUUCCAGUAUAA